Molecule: messenger RNA, 693 nt
Organism: Ostreococcus lucimarinus CCE9901
Lineage: Eukaryota; Viridiplantae; Chlorophyta; Mamiellophyceae; Mamiellales; Bathycoccaceae
Exons: 1
Coding region: 1-693 (230 amino acids)
Biological process (GO): maturation of SSU-rRNA from tricistronic rRNA transcript (SSU-rRNA, 5.8S rRNA, LSU-rRNA)
Cellular component (GO): nucleolus
Source: RefSeq, a predicted model, not a curated record
AUGGUGUUCGACGGACGACGGACGGUUUCGGCGGCGGCGGCGAAGGCGAAGGCGCGGGACGCGAGCGCGGCGAGCGCGAGUCCGAGCGGACGGCUGAUCGAUACGAAAAAGGCGCGAAAGGCGUUCAUGAGCGCCGAGGCGGGGAAGGUGCUGAACGAUGACGUGGUGAGAGCGGCGCGCGAGCGCGACAAGGACGCGGAGGAUGGCGGCGAGGCGAGGUUCGGGAAAUUUAGCGCGCUGCGGGAGGAGGUGCAAGCGUUCGGCGCGCGCGGAUUGGCGAAGUGGGAUAGGCAGGCGCUGGAAACGAAACGAUUGGUCGAGCUCGGGAUGAAGCCGAAGAAAGGACCGAGGAUUCCGCCGACCAUCGGCGUCGGGUUGGCCAAGGCGAACGAAAAGCGCGCGGAGACGGCGAGGCAGGAGGCGUUCGCGGCUGGGUAUAAGCUCGAAAAGAAGGCGGCGAAGAAGUCGAGCGAUGCUGCGCGCGAUCGCGGAUUAGCGUGGGGGUCGUCGACGUUUAGUACCAGUAACGGGGUGAUGAAGGUGAACAAGAGAGACAUGGUGAAUCACGACAAGUUGGUGGACACGAAGGCGAUGCUGCGCGGCGAGGGCAGGCGGCCGCAGAUGAAGUCGUCCGGGAAGAAGACAAAGAAAAAAGGCAAGGCAGUCAAGGCGGGGAGAAAGUCCAAGCGAUGA